GGGCGGCCGCGGCCGGAGGGUGUGCGGGGCCAUGGCGGGGGCGGCGGGGCCGCUGGAGCUGCUGCUGCACACAGCCACGGACCCCAGUAAGACCAAGCCCGACUGGGAAGGCAUCCAGAGGUUUUGCGACCAGGUCAAUGCAGAUGCGGAAGGGCCCUGCGUCGCUCUGAGGCUGUUGGAACACAAGAUCCAGUCCCCCCAGGAGGCAGAAGCCCUGCACGCCCUGACAGUCCUGGAGAUGUGUGUGGAUAACUGUGGGGAAAAUUUCCACAUCGAAAUGGGGAAGUUCCGGUUUCUCAACAGCCUCAUCAAGGUCCUGUCUCCCAAGUACCUGGGCGAGUGGUCGGCGGAAAGCGUCAAGUCUCGGAUCAUCCAGAACCUCUUCAGCUGGACUGUGUGGUUUCCUCAGGAAGUGAAAAUCCGCGACGCUUACCAGAUGCUGAAGAAACGAGGAAUUGUGAGGCAGGACCCCAGACUCCUGGAAGACAGGAUUGUGCCGCCCCCUCCGAGACCGGCGGGCUCCAUCUUUGAUGCUGAGGAUGAGAAGUCCCAGAGGCUGGUGAGGCUCCUCCAGAGCAAGAACCCGGAAGACCUGCAGGCCGCCAACCGCCUGAUCAAGGGGCUGAUCAAAGAGGAGCAGGAGAAAUCAGCGAAGGUGACCCGACGCACAAACGCCCUCAAGGAAGCCCACAGCCAUGGCAAGGCCCUGGAGGAGAUGCUGAGCCGCUGUCCUGCACAAGGCAAGGGGGGCGGCGUGACCCAUGCUGAGUGGCAAGACCUUCAGGACCUGCAGGCCAAGUGUGAGAAGCUGAAGCCCCUGCUGUUCCGCGUGGCCAGCGAGACUCUGGAGGACGAGGCGGCUUUGGCCGAGAUUCUGCAGGCAAAUGACCGCCUUGCUCGGGCACUUGGGUUGUGCAAGGCGGUGGUGGGCACAGGCAGGAGCCCUGCAGCCGGAGCCAUGGAUGCACCAGCAGGGCCCCUGUCCCCUGCAGACCCUGCUGGGAGCUCCUCCCUCAUCGACUUCUCUGAGCUGGACUCUGCCUUUGGUGCUCCCGGGUCCUUUCUGGAAAAGGCAAAGAGCAAGCCCUCCCCCUCCCCCCACUCUCUGGAUGAAGAGCUGGUGUCCUUAGGUCUUCCCGACAGCCCUGUGGGGGAGACUGCAUUCCUCAGUGGGCACCCUGGAGCGACCCCCCCAGCUCCCUCCAGCAUCUUGGCUGAUCUUUUUAUCCCUCUGGAAUCCAUCAAGCUGAGCCCCAUUCCCCCUGUCACUGUCUAUGAACGGGACGGCCUGAAGGCCCUGCUGCACUUCUCCAGGGAGCUGGUGCCCGGCCAGCCGGCUGCCCGCGUGCUGGUCUUCUCUCUCCUGAGCACAUCUCCUCACCUCACCCAACAGGUGGUGUUUCAGGCCGCUGUGCCAAAGGCCAUGGCAAUCAAGCUUCAGCCAGCCACAGGCUCCACCCUGCUGGCCUUCAACCCGCUGCUGCCCCCAGCGGUCAUUUCCCAAGUGCUGCUCGUGGCCAACCCUGUGAAGGUGCCUCUGCGACUGAAGUACAGGCUGCUCUACACCCAGAACCAGCAGCCCCACUGCGAAGAGGGGGAGGUGGCCGAUUUCCCCAAUGCGGAGCUGUGGGGUGGGAAUUGAAGAUGAGGCAGGAGUGGGGGGGGGGGCAGCUUGCCCUGAGCUUUCUGGAAGGGGCCAAGACCACCCGCAUCUUGACUCCUGAGCACCCAGAUAGGAUUUAGUUGGCCUUCUCUUUCUGCGAAUCAAUCCGCACCUUUUUGAAUAAAGAUAUUUAAUAAAAA
This is a messenger RNA of Heteronotia binoei (common prickly gecko), 1803 nucleotides long. It is a transcript of the gene GGA2, whose product is annotated as golgi associated, gamma adaptin ear containing, ARF binding protein 2. Bases 32 to 1642 code for a protein of 536 amino acids. Gene Ontology annotation, molecular function: small GTPase binding; ubiquitin binding; phosphatidylinositol binding. The transcript is spliced from 15 exons. The record is from RefSeq and is a predicted model, not a curated record. Gene Ontology annotation, biological process: intracellular protein transport; vesicle-mediated transport. NCBI's taxonomy places the organism in Eukaryota, Metazoa, Chordata, Lepidosauria, Squamata, Gekkonidae. Gene Ontology annotation, cellular component: trans-Golgi network.